CCUUGAGUUUCUUUCAUCUAAUCUAUUAUUUGGUUACAUAAACUCCCUUUUCAGAUAUUAUCUAUUUUCCAGAUUACCAGCAGCUGAUUCAAUAAUUCUGCUGGUUACAAGGGUUUUGAUACUAAAGGACGCUUAAAGUUGGUUUGUUGUCGAAACAGUUUAAAGGUUUCCACUAAAGAAUGUUGAAUUAGGCCUAAUUUAGUUUAAGCUGAAUUAGCUGAAUUUGUGAUGGGGAUAGAAGAUGGAGAACUUGAGUUCUCUAACCAAGAUAUGUUUUUGGGUUCCAAUGUUGGUGAUGGUCUAAGUAGUGGUUCCAUGAGUAGUUUCUUUAAUGAAAUCUUCAAUGACACACAGCAUGGUUGUAUGCAUACUCACACGUGCAACCCACCCGGACCGGAUUCCUCACACACUCAUACAUGUUACCAUGUCCAUACCAAGAUUUUAUCUGCUACGAGUGAUGAUGACAAGACUCCUACUGAUGACACUGCCGAAUCCUCAGGGAAAAAAGGCAAGAAACAAUCUUCAGGGAAUAGGGAAGCUGUGAGAAAGUACCGUGAAAAGAAGAAAGCACGUACCGCUUCAUUAGAAGAUGAAGUGGUUAGAUUGAGAGCAAUGAACCAGCAACUAAUGAAAAGAAUUCAAAGUCAAGUGGGGUUGGAAUCAGAAGUUGGGAGACUCAAGUGUUUGCUGGUGGACAUUAGAGGGAGAAUCGAAGGAGAAAUCGGCUCAUUUCCUUAUCAGAAGCAACAAAUGACUAACCAGAGCCUUGUUAAUUCUUGUAAUAUGCAGAGCACGUCAGUGAUGCACCAUGAUUUGGGUGUCGAUGGUUGUGACUUUGAGGAUCAGUGUCUGGGCAACCAAGGUUUAAUGCUCAAUGAGUGUGGAGGAUGUGAAGCUAACGAUGAUUUUGCAGGUGUCAAUCCAUCUCCUGGAACUAAGAGAAAAGGGAGGCGUUCAUGUAGCAACAUCUAGAUGAAUUGCACACUAUAUAGCAGCAGCAUUGGCCUUAUUAGUGUAAAGUAACAAUCUGCUUGAUCGCUAUAUAUUGUGCACCUAUCUUGCAUGUCCUUUUUUGCUAUUUCAGUUGAGUUUUCCUAUUUAUAAAGCUCGGAAUAAUGUUGUUUGUGUCAUUUCAAUAAUUUGGUUCAGCUGGUCAUAUUUGACCUUAACAUGA
Messenger RNA from Erigeron canadensis, 1174 nucleotides. Its product is annotated as basic leucine zipper 19-like. The transcript is spliced from 3 exons. Lineage: Eukaryota; Viridiplantae; Streptophyta; Magnoliopsida; Asterales; Asteraceae. The record is from RefSeq and is a predicted model, not a curated record. Gene Ontology annotation, molecular function: RNA polymerase II cis-regulatory region sequence-specific DNA binding; DNA-binding transcription factor activity, RNA polymerase II-specific. The coding region runs from base 229 to 972 and encodes 247 amino acids. Gene Ontology annotation, biological process: DNA-templated transcription; regulation of transcription by RNA polymerase II.